AUGUCGUUCGACCCGGAUCGUCCGCGAUUCGAUCAAUCCACAUUUUAUGGGCGGUUACGGCACUUUGCCGGUAUGACGGAUCCGCUGAUUGCGUUCUCGUCGACGUCGGAGCUUCUGGCGGCAUCCGAUUUGAUGCAAAAAUGCAGGUAUCUUAUUAAAAGCAAAAAGAUAAUAACAGUCUUUUUCUCUUCAAAAGUACGUUGUUACUAUAAUAAUAGUUGAAUUGGAUAAACUGGAAUGAAAAAAUUUGCACACGCUGAAGCUUGUUAUUGAUUUUCUGCGGAGAAGGAAAAAAUGAUGUGAAGUAUUCGUUUUUAGAGAAAAAAAACCGACACCGGCGACCCUGGAAGAGUUGCACAGAGCCCAGAGACUCUACCAAUCCGCAUUCCAUCCGGAUACUGGCGAACUGCAAAAUUUUGCGGGACGAAUGUGCUUCAAUGUGUGGGGAGGAACAAUGCUCUGUGGCGCCAUGAUGAUUUGGUGAGAGUUUUGCCUGAAACAUGUAAAAUUAAAUACGCUGUAUAGGUAUAAAUCAACACCUGCUGUAAUUUUUUGGCAAUGGGCGAACCAGUCGUUCAACGCUCUAGUCAACUACACGAAUCGUAACGCGAAGAGCACGUUGACAACGAAGGAUUUGGUGAUGUCCUACUCAACUGCAGUCUCCGGAGCUCUUGGAAUGGCAAUCGGAUUGAAGACGUACUUUGCGAAGAAGCAGAGCAGUCCGUUGGCUCAGCGCCUCGUGCCACUCGGAGCUGUCGCCGUCGCGAAUGCCAUUAAUAUUCCAAUGAUGAGACAAAAGUGAGCUGUUCUUCAGUUUUUUUCAGCAAUUCAUAUUUUCAGUGAGCUCAAGGACGGAAUGACCGUGACGGAUGCCGAAGGAAACAACAUUGGCGUGUCCCGUCUGGCGGCCGCCAAAGCCAUAAGUCUAGUUGUGCUCUCCAGAAACAUAAUAGUAGCUCCAUGCAUGAGUGAGUUCGCUUUUCCGGAAAUGAAUGAGUUUACUCAAUUUCCAGUCCUUACUCCUGUCAUAAUGGAAGGCCUAAACAAAGUGGCCUCGUUCCGAAAGCACAUCAACAAACUCAACAUUCCAACACAACUGGCACUGACUUUUGUGAUGUAAGAAGACAGAUUUCCAGAAGAGACCAGCAAACGAUGUUUCUUGCAGAUACGGUGCAAUGAUUCCGAUCGGCUGUGCACUUUUCCCGCAGCAAAACUCGAUCAAGCUGUCGACUUUGAAGCGAUGGGAGCCGGAGGCGUACGAAAAACUGAAGGAUAUCAAGGGAGACCGAGUGUACUUUAACAAAGGACUCUGA
Molecule: messenger RNA, 1313 nt
Organism: Caenorhabditis sp. 36 PRJEB53466
Lineage: Eukaryota; Metazoa; Nematoda; Chromadorea; Rhabditida; Rhabditidae
Source: the annotation of a GenBank genome assembly